AAUACUUUUUCCGUUGUAAAGAAAAACAUCGGAGUGGAGCAAACUACACAUUGUAAUUGUUGGCAUAAAAAAAAUAUUCUUGAUUUGACAUUUUAUGAUUUAACAAGGAAAAAAAAUCUUAAUUUGCCAAUAAACAUGCUAACAGAAAAUAUCUGUGUAUCAAAAUGCAGCUCCCACCUUAAGUUUCUAGUGGGAUCCUGACAUUUGUAUUUUUCUUCAGGCCUAAAGGAUAUGUCUCUUAGCCCCCCACCCCACAUACUUUUAAUGUGAGCUGCCUUGAUUAGUAUGAAAGGUAUGGUUUUCAGUGUCAGAAGACCAACAUUUUCUAAAAUAUCCUCAACAUACAGUGACAAUGAGUGGUGACAUGAUACACCGUAGUUCUCAUUUCCUGAAUUGUUUAAAAGACCACACUUUUAUCAGUCCCUCUCUAAAGUGGGUUGCUGUCAUUGCUUUUUUUAAGAUUGGAUUUUCAUUAUGAAUUGGCUGUAUAUUUUUGUAAAAUUUCUCCUUUUUAAAUUAAAAAAAGUACCAUAGUCUAACCAAUUUAAAUGUCAAGUGUUUGGGCCAAAAGCACAAUUACAGGCAUGUUUGUCAAUCAAGUCUUUGACGUUGUACAAGUGGCAUUUCUAGAGCCCUGAAUAAAAAGCUCAUCUGGCAGACAAAGCAUAUGAACAGUUUAUUCAGCUGAUGAGAAUAACAUCCUUUCAAAGGUUUCUGGAGUCUUGUUUGUGAUUUAGGAUGUUUCAUUUAUGAUUGGAACCAUUUCUAUGUGACAGCUGGACACAUAAUGUAUUUUUGCACAACACUAACUGCAGUUCAGCUAAGCAGCUGCUUGUGGGCACACUGUUCAGAAAACAUCUGCUGAGCUGAAGUCCAGGAGUCCCUCUGUUUUACUCAUCCAGUGAUCUGCCUGAAAUUUAUUUGUUAGUGGCAGUAGCCCUUGUAAUCAGGAAAAUAACAGCUAAGAGAAAAGUUUGGGGGCUAUGAAAUAUUUAAAAAGCACCAAACAAUGCUGAAAUGUCUCAGGAGAUGACUGUGUUUACAAGUGAGUCAAAUGGUUUAAUUUUGAGUAAGGCUGGAAAAUACCAGAUGAGGCACCAGUAUGAAGACAAGCUGCUUACCUCAGAAAUGGAGGAUAUUGUUCAAAAAUGAUUUUGUGCAGUGGAUUUGCAACCUGUACAGGGUGUACCCCACAUCUACCUUAAUGACCACUGGAGAUGGGCACCAGGCCCCCUCCCAUGACGCUUCAAGGACAAGAAGUUGACGGUGGAUGUAAGAUGCUAAAGAAUCAGUUUUAUUCAAGUUUGUAAGCACAAGGAACAUGACUGGUUCCACUUUGCUAAUAAAGAUGUUUUAAAUAUAAAAAGUAUUUUUUGGGGAAAUGACAAGCUUUUUUUAAAAAUAUGUAUACAAAGAAAGACGGUUGAAUUAGUGCAAAUAUGCAUGGUAUCAGGCUGGGCCCUCUGUUAGGGGUUAGUCAGAAAGACAGUCUAGGGAAAAACUCUGGCAGCUUGGUUUGGAAAGAGUGCUCUAUAUUGCCGACUUGAAGGUAAAAGUCUUAGCAGUUUGUCUCCAGCGUGCAUUGGGCCUGCAGAUAUUUUAGCUGCCCUUUCCCUGACCCUAGAACUAUACAAGUUGAUGGAAGGAAACUAGGAAUGACCUAAUGUUGGGUAAAUAAAUACCUGAUACUUGAAUGAGAAAACAGAUUUUUACAACAAGGAAAAAAAAAAAGCUAAUGGUUUUCCAACAAAUGUAAAUAUUUUAUCUGUUGUGAGAUCUGGCGAGCUGACCUGUGACCUCUAACAUCAGUCUGGUUUCAAUCACAUAAGUGUGGCAGCAGCAUUUCUCAACAUUUUUUGCGUACUGGUGCCUGGUUUCACACAGCUAACACGCUCCUCCACCUCUGGCAAAGUGGUGCUUUUGGCCAGCCUCCAUAGUUUACGUUUUGCUCCCAUCACUUUCACUGCAAUCUAGUUUACUAUCUUUUAUUUUUGAUAGGUUGCUGCAGUAAUUACAAUUCCCAUACUCUAGGGAUAAUCAGACUUUACUCUAUUCCUGCUUUAAUUCAGUGAAUAAAAAUCUCAGAUUGUAAAUCAGGGUUUUGUAUAAAAUGUUUCAAAUAUAUACAUACACUUAAGAAUUUUACAUGUGUAUAUUCUGAUUGCCUGGGAUGUUAAGUGUACCAAAAAGUUAGCAAAUAAUCAAAUCUUUGUAAAAGAAUAAUAUGAUGAAUGAAAAUAAAAAAAAAAUUAAAUUAAAAGCAUUUGUGUAAAACUCAUUUGAAUUGGACAAUAAUAUGCCAGGAGGCAGUCAUGAGAAAUUAUACAUAUCCAAGUCCACCAACAGGAGGUGAUAAAGAGCGUUUGCCUGAGACCACCAUCCACUUUCUACUUUUCCCAUCUGAUGGGAGGUGGUGAGACACAGGAGUUCUCAGAAAUGGGAGGUAACCUGUUGGACAGCUAGUCCCGUUGCUCUGUAACUCUGUCCUUCAGCUGCUGAAUCCUCUUCCUCUGAGUCUCACCCUGCUUGCAUCUCCACUGUAGCUUGGAUUAUUGCACUCUUCCUACUGUUCUAUUAAUUGGAAUGACAUCUUCCUGAACUGAGGCUGCUGUGAUGAGAGCCUCUGUCCUUGGAUCCUUUUGUGCUCUUCUCGUGCUCCUGCAGGAGCCUGCAUGCCAAGGGGAUGAGGUUACAACCAGUACAGUGAACCCAUGCUGUUAUUUCCCGUGUCAGCACUGGAGUGUCUGUGUGCGCUACGGUGAGGGCAAGUAUGAGUGUGACUGCACUCAUACUGGAUACUAUGGAGAAAACUGCACAAUCCCCGAGUUUCGGACACGAGUGCAUGAGCUCCUCAAGCCUAGUCCAGAUGUGGUGCAUUACAUUCUCACCCAUUUUCAAUGGCUCUGGGACAUCAUCAACAACACGUUCUUACGGAACAACCUCAUGCGUCUGGUUCUAACAGUGAGGUCCAAACUGAUCCCCAGUCCUCCCACUUUCAAUUCAAAAUAUAGCUACCUCAGCUGGGAGUCCUACUACAAUCUCAGCUACUACACCAGGAUUCUGCCGCCUGUUCCUGAGGACUGCCCUACGCCUCUGGGGGUCAAAGGCAGAAAAGGGCUUCCUGACCCAGAGGUGUUGGUUGAGAGGUUACUGAAAAGAAGGACAUUCAGACCUGACCCUCAGGGCUCCAAUGUCAUGUUUGCUUUCUUUGCUCAGCACUUCACACACCAGUUCUUCAAGACCUACAAUCGCAUGGGUCUGGGCUUCACUAAGGCUUUAGCACAUGGGGUCGAUGCAGGGCACAUUUAUGGAGACAGCCUAGAUCGUCAGCACACCCUCCGGCUUUUCAAAGAUGGAAAAUUGAAAUAUCAGUUAAUCAAUGGAGAAAUGUAUCCUCCCACUGUAGCUGAUGCUCCCGUCAGGAUGAGCUACCCUCCUGGCAUCCCUGAGGAGAAACAGAUGGCCAUUGGUCAGGAGGUGUUCGGGCUCCUUCCUGGUUUGGCUUUGUAUGCCACGCUGUGGCUCAGGGAGCAUAACAGAGUGUGUGACAUCCUGAAAGCAGAGCAUCCUACCUGGGACGAUGAGCAGCUUUUCCAGACCACCCGCCUCAUCGUCAUCGGUGAGACCAUAAAAAUCGUGAUAGAGGAUUACGUGCAGCACCUGAGCGGCUACCUGCUGCAGCUGAAGUUUGAUCCCACCCUGCUGUUCCACUCCCACUUCCAAUAUGGGAACCGCAUCGCGCUAGAAUUCAGCCAGCUCUAUCACUGGCACCCUCUGAUGCCUGACAGCUUCCACAUUAACGGAGAUGAGCUAUCAUACACGCAGUUCCUCUUCAACACGUCUGUCCUCACUCACUACGGCGUGGAGAAGCUAGUGGAUGCCUUUUCUCGGCAAGCUGCUGGCCAGAUUGGUGGAGGCCACAACAUGAAUGCUAUUGUUGCCGAAGUCGCCGUGGGAACGAUAAAGGAGUCCCGCCAGCUCAGGAUCCAGCCUUUCAACGAGUACAGGAAGCGUUUUAACCUCAAGCCAUACACCUCAUUUAGACAUUUCACUGAUAAUGAGGAGAUAGCCAGCACUCUUGAAGAGCUCUAUGGUGAUAUUGACACUCUUGAAUUCUACCCCGGAUUAUUGCUGGAGAAGACUCGAGCGGGGGCAAUAUUCGGAGAAAGCAUGGUGGAAAUGGGUGCCCCCUUUUCCCUCAAAGGCCUCCUGGGUAACCCCAUUUGUUCUCCAGAAUAUUGGAAGCCCAGCACAUUUGGAGGCAAAGUUGGCUUCGACAUUGUAAACUCUGCCACCCUGAAGAAGCUGGUCUGUCUGAACUCCAGGACGUGCCCCUAUGUGGCAUUCAGAGUUCCAGCAGAGAAGAAACCAGGCCGGAAAGAACAAAGCAAUGAGCUAGCUACUGCCAUGACUACUCUGGAUGACAAGCUGCUGGGUGAAAAGCUGCAGUACUACUACAGCAGCAGUGAGGAUGAAGGCAGUGACGAUGAAGAUGGGGAGAAAAAGACCAUCCGUGAUGCAAGUGCCACUGAGCCUGACAUAGACUUCAGCGCAGACGGAAGUGCUGUCAACACAGGACCAAAGGGAGUCAUCAAUGACUGGAGGAAGUACAAGCAGCUGGAGGUGGAACAGAAACAGGAGCAGAAAAACGAGAUGGAAAGACUGAUAAAGAAGCUGUCAAUGACGUGCCGUUCCGAUCUCGACCUGAUAAAAGAAAAAGAGGAGGAGAAAAAGCUGAAGGAUAAAAUUAAAAGCAAAAUGACCAUGCAGGAAUACAACAUGCUCCAGGAGGAAGAGGACGAUGAAGACUUCCUCCAGCAGUACCGCAUGCAGCGCAUCAAAGAAAUGCAACGCCAGCUCUGCCGCGGAAAGCGCUUCGAGCAGGUUCAUGAGCUUAACAGCGGGGAGGAGUUCCUGGAGGCUUUGGACAAAGAGGACAAGAGCACACUGAUAAUGAUCCACAUCUAUGAGCCAGAGAUCCCAGGUUGCGAUGCCAUGAGCGGCAGCCUGAUGUGCCUGGCACAUGAAUACCCUCAGGUGAAGUUCUGCAGCGUGCGCAGCAUGUCCAUCAGCACCAGCGCGCUCUUCAGAGAGAGUGCUCUUCCUGCUCUGCUCGUAUACAAAGGGGGUGACCUGAUAGGCAACUUUGUGCGGCUCACCGAUCAGCUUGGGGAGGACUUCUUCGCCGUGGACCUAGAGGCUCUUCUGCAGGAGUACGGCCUGCUGCCGGAGAAGCCCCCCAUGGUCCCAAAGACACUUCGCAAUGGAGCCAUCAUUCAGAGCAAUGUUAGUGAUGAAGACUCAGACCUUGACAUAGAUUAGUGCUCAAAUGUCCAAUAUGUAUAUUUUGCUUAAUAAACCUGCACACCCAGUUUGCAUGGACUAUAUAUCAUAUUUAUUUAUGUGAACCCCUUGUAGAGAUUAUGCCCUGACCGCACACAGCACCAGAGCAAAAGUAGAAUAAGUAAAUUGCUUCAUGUCAUUCCAUUCUGAAUAUCUGGAAGAGUAAAUGUCACUUAUGAUCAUUGUUUAAAACACAGCUGGAAUACUAUUGUUGCUAUAUAUACGGUUCAUUUAUUUCUUAAACUCUGACUGUUGAUCUUUUGUGUUCAACACAUUCCAUUGCAUCGUUUCAUGUCUUGUCUGCUGUAUCAUCCAUGUUUCACUCUUGUGAAUAUUGAACCUUUAUCUCCAGACUGAACUUGUUAGUUUUGUUACUUUUAUAUGUGCUGUACCCUCAAAUAAACUGCAGCGUGUUUUAAA
Molecule: messenger RNA, 5763 nt
Organism: Girardinichthys multiradiatus
Lineage: Eukaryota; Metazoa; Chordata; Actinopteri; Cyprinodontiformes; Goodeidae
Gene: pdcl
Product: phosducin-like
Exons: 14
Coding region: 2614-5322 (902 amino acids)
Biological process (GO): regulation of G protein-coupled receptor signaling pathway; cyclooxygenase pathway; response to oxidative stress
Cellular component (GO): neuron projection; cytoplasm
Molecular function (GO): peroxidase activity; heme binding; prostaglandin-endoperoxide synthase activity
Source: RefSeq, a predicted model, not a curated record